AUGCCAACUCUUCAACAUUCCUGCCGUCCUCCUGAAGAAUAUUGUACCCUCGAAAUUGUUGCUUCAUUUAAAGCCUACAGUUCUGAAGGUUCAAUGGAUGUACAAAAGAAAAAGGAUAUAAAGACUAAGAUUCAAAAAGAACUGCAAAGGUUGAAGGAACAAAAAAGCCUUAAUUUAGGUUCAAAAUUUAAGCCUUCACCAACCUAUCGGAAGGGGUUUUCUUUAUUUAUUCAGACAAUGAAACCACUCACCAGUUUAAACGAAGUACUUAAUGAUGAUUUAUUCUCCAGAAUUUUGAAUUUUAUGAAAAACAUAAAGCAAAUUGGAGAUGCUAGAUUUUGUCUUUCAAAGAUCCCAGUUGCUCAAGGAACAGAUGACCCUCAGCUUAGCGGGGAGAUAUUGUCUACAACAUCAAGAAAUGCAAGCCUGUAUUCUUUUCAUUCUACAUUUUUUCCAAUAAUGUCAUCGCCUGAAGAAUUAACAAAUGUCCGUUCACCUCCAGAAGAUGUCACAACUAUUAAGUGGUAUGAUCAAGAAAUCAAAGAAUUACGCCAAGAAAACAAAUAUUUGGAAGUAUUUCGUCAAGAAAUCAAAGAAUUGCGCUAA
This is a messenger RNA of Naegleria fowleri, 606 nucleotides long. RefSeq lists its product as uncharacterized. The coding region runs from base 1 to 606 and encodes 201 amino acids. The transcript has a single exon. The record is from RefSeq and is a predicted model, not a curated record. NCBI's taxonomy places the organism in Eukaryota, Heterolobosea, Eutetramitea, Acrasida, Naegleriidae.